ACGACUGGAACAACUUAUGGGAGUUUUUCCAGCUGCAAGUGGUAACUUCCUACCUCCAUCGUGGCGGAAGCUCAUGAGUGAUCCUGAUUCUAGUAUAAUUGACUUGUACCCUGAAGAUUUUGCUAUUGAUUUAAAUGGGAAGAAAUAUGCCUGGCAAGGUGUUGCUCUGUUGCCGUUCGUGGAUGAGCGAAGUCUGCGAGCUGCCCUAGAAGAGGUAUACCCAGACCUCACUCCAGAAGAGACUGGAAGAAAUAGUCUUGGAGGCAAUGUCUUAUUUGUGAGGAAACAUCACCCACUGCACGACUUCAUUUUAGAGCUGUAUCAGACAGGUUCCACAGAGCCAGUGGGUGUACCACCUGAACUAUGUCAUGGGAUUCAAGGAAAGUUUUCUUUGGAUGAGGAAGCCAUUCUUCCAGAUCAGUGGGCUGGCAUUGAGUCUGAAGUCUUCUUCUAGAAAGACGUGAUUCCUGCCCCAACUACAAAGGUUUACAAAAACCAACUCUUCUGGAAAACUUGUGGCCAGCUAAUCCCCCUGUGUGUCUCAUUCCUAUCACACUUGAUCAUUGUUUGAAAUGUUUCAUUUAUUAUUUUCCAUGCUCUCAUUCCCACAUGACUCCAUGUUUCCUCAGCCCAGACCCAACCACUUUGUGCCUCACUUCCCUCAAAACGGUUCCCCUGGCCCUGUGAAUUUCCUGCCACAUCUUUACUGAACUCUCCUCCAGCUCCUUGAUUUUCCUCAAAUCUGAUUCUCCUUUGGAGAUGCUACUUCCCCUGCAUCUAUCUUAAGUAGAUAUCUCUUCCAUGUAGACUGUGCGCCUUAGGGUCUAAAAGUGGGUCAGUUCUCUUUUUACUCAUUAACACAAUUUCCUGUCUAUUAUUCCUGCACAGAAAAUCCUGCCAUCCAGCUCCAGCUGUGUCAUCCUUCACCCUUUCUUAUCCUUGGCACUUCCUAAUUACUGAGUGAC
This is a messenger RNA of Diceros bicornis minor, 965 nucleotides long. RefSeq names its product 5'-3' exoribonuclease 2-like. The transcript has 6 exons. Gene Ontology annotation, biological process: nuclear-transcribed mRNA catabolic process. Lineage: Eukaryota; Metazoa; Chordata; Mammalia; Perissodactyla; Rhinocerotidae. Gene Ontology annotation, cellular component: nucleus. Bases 17 to 454 code for a protein of 145 amino acids. The record is from RefSeq and is a predicted model, not a curated record. Gene Ontology annotation, molecular function: 5'-3' RNA exonuclease activity; RNA binding.